AUGGAGCUCUGCACAGCUUCUGUAUCUAUUUCACCGCAUCGCCCCAGUCUAUCAAUGUCUAGCCGGCAAGUGCCAUAUACUCGAUAUGCCGGUUCAAGAUCCUGUAUUUCCAAAAGGACAAAGCGAUCUUCACUCUAUGUCAUCAAUGCUGCAUCAACUAAUGCCCCGCUCUCUUCUCGGACCCUACCCACGCAAACUAAUGGCGCAGCUGCGAAAGGCAUGCCCAGCAAAAAGCCCAACAGUGCACUGGAGCAACUUGAUAUCGAGCGUGGUGUCUGCGUGCCUUUCCGAAAGUACUCCCCAGAAAUGGUAUGGCGCACUACGAGCAUUUGUGUUUACAAGGUCAGGAGUAAAGUCUUGGGAUCAAGUGGAUCUGUACUAUCCCUCGCUAGUCGGGGAGUGGAGAUCAUUUGGAAACUAGGAUUUUAUUGGUCAUCUCUGGUGUAUGACUACUUGGUUGGACGGGAUGAAGAAAUUGUUCCAUUCCGCGCCCGCCAGCUCCGCAAUCUUUUAUGUGAUCUCGGGCCGUCAUUCAUAAAAGCAGGACAGGUUCUAGCUAAUAGGCCUGAUAUUAUUCGCGAGGAUUAUAUGAGCGAACUGUGUAUCCUACAAGAUGACGUUCCUCCAUUUGCUAACCAGGUGGCCUUUUCCAUAAUUGAGGAAGAACUUGGCCAGCCUCUAGAACAACUAUUCAGCAAAAUUUCAUCAGAGACAAUAGCAGCUGCAAGUCUGGGCCAAGUUUACCGUGCCACUCUAAGAGAAACCGGUGAUGAUGUUGCUAUCAAGGUUCAGAGGCCAGGGAUUGAGCCAAUAAUAUUCCGAGAUCUGUUCCUUUUCCGCACUUUGGCUUCCUUUUUGAAUGGGAUUAGCCUUCAAAAACUAGGCUGCAAUGCAGAGCUUAUUGUUGAUGAAUUCGGUGAAAAACUUUUGGAAGAGCUUGAUUACACUCUUGAAGCUAGAAACAUCGAGGACUUCAUAGUAAAUUUUAAGAAUGAUCCAACUGUGAAGAUCCCUCUAGUAUAUAAUAAGUUUUCAGGUUCUCGUGUUUUGGUGAUGGAAUGGAUAGAUGGAAUCAGAUGCACUGAUCCACAGGCUAUAAAAGAGGCUGGGAUUGAUGUAGAAGGCUUUCUCACAGUUGGAGUGAGUGCAGCACUGCGCCAGUUGCUUGAAUUUGGCCUUUUCCAUGGAGAUCCACAUCCUGGAAAUGUUUUUGCGAUGCGAGAUGGGCGUAUUGCUUACGUCGACUUUGGCAAUGUCGCCGUCCUUAGCCAGCAAAACAAAGAAAUCCUGAUUGAUGCUGUAGUUCAUGCUGUAAAUGAAGACUAUGCAGAAAUGGCAAAUGACUUCACAAGGCUUGGUUUUCUUGCUAGUGGAACAGAUGUUUCCCCAAUUAUCCCAGCUCUGGAAGCUAUUUGGCAAAACUCGGCUGGAAAAGGCUUGGCAGACUUCAAUUUCAGGAGUGUGACUGGGAAGUUUAAUCAGCUCGUGUACAAUUACCCUAUCCGCAUCCCAGAAAGAUUUUCUUUGGUCAUUCGCUCUUUGUUGACACAAGAAGGAAUUUGCUUUACUCUUAAGCCUGAAUUUAAGUUCCUUGAGGUCGCAUAUCCGUAUAUAGCAAACCGUCUUUUGACAGAUCCAAAUCCUGCUCUCCGUGAACGGCUGAUACAGGUGUUAUUCAAAGAUGGAUUGUUCCAGUGGAAACGACUAGAAAACCUUAUAGUUCUUGCCAAGGAAAACGUGUCAAAGAUGAGUACCAAUCCUGCACUGAAGAGCAAUAGCCUGCAAACUGUGUCGAGCCAAAAACUGGAGAAGAAACUGGAUCUCACUGACACAAUAAAAGAUGGAGCACGGCUGUUCCUUAUUGAUUCUGGGAUCAGGAGACAACUUGUAAUGGCUUUCACCGAGGACUCCAGGUUGCACGUGGAUGAGCUUGUUGAUGUAUACAAGCUGGUGGAAGAUCAGAUAGAUAUACCUUCGGUUGCUCUUGAGGUUCUCCAAGGUAAGUCGAUCAAACUCGAUUUUUCUUAUUUGCCAUCGGUCGCGCGCGAUUUCAUGCUUUCGUGGAGCGAUUCCGUUCUGUCAGAUCGCUAA
Triticum turgidum subsp. durum (durum wheat) is the source of this 2091-nucleotide messenger RNA. The record is from the annotation of a GenBank genome assembly. Lineage: Eukaryota; Viridiplantae; Streptophyta; Magnoliopsida; Poales; Poaceae.